AUGCAGACGGCUCUCGCGCCAUUGCGCGAAACGGCCGGUCGUGCAGCAGAACGCGCUCGAUGGGGCGCGACGCUAGAACCGCGUUGCUGUCUGCAGGGCAACGGGCCCGCGGAAGACGUCGCGGUCAGCAGCGCGCCAUGCACCAUGCGCCGUGCGACGACCCAGGAUUCGCCGCGCCCGCGCUCGCGCUCACGCUCCACGUCCCCCGGGGCAGCCGCUGUCGACGGCAAGGCUCGCGAGGACAGCGUCGACGCGGCCGCGCGCACGGCGGAGGACCUAUGGACGCCACGCGCGAGCAAGGACGACGGGCCCUAG
Molecule: messenger RNA, 315 nt
Organism: Postia placenta MAD-698-R-SB12
Lineage: Eukaryota; Fungi; Basidiomycota; Agaricomycetes; Polyporales; Adustoporiaceae
Exons: 3
Coding region: 1-315 (104 amino acids)
Source: RefSeq, a predicted model, not a curated record